AUGACCAUGCAUGGGCGCAGCGGCGUAAUCGCUCUCCUCCUCGUCCUCCUCCUCGAUGCUUCUGCUGCCAAGUUGCUCAGAAUCAAUCGUGCGCUACCAGCCGCGUCGAAUACACAGCCUGCAACAGCAGCUUCGUUGGUCGAUCAUGUGAUCCACACCAUGAGAGCAAAGGUUCAUACCAUUACAAACACAGUCCGUACGAAGGCUCUGCACGACAGCAAGCAGCACACCACCCAACUUCGGAGUACACAAGCAUCGGCUGAGAUGCACGCGUCGGUUGAGAUCGACGUGAACUUCUCUUGCGUCACCAAAGAAGAUGGUGACAGGAUCCAUAACAUGGCCGAGCCCUGCCUGUCAAUCUUGAACAACACCGCAAAUCUUGUGAACCAAUCGGUGAUGGAUCAUCUUUGCAACCCGAGCACUGGUUGUCUUCCUCGUCUCUUGAACACAUCUCUUGCUCCAUACCUUCCGAAUUGCACAUCAGAUCAAGUAACUGUGGUAGAGAAAAAGUUGAACUCUACCAUCGGAUCGAUUGUUCCACUGUUUUGCCUGAAGUUGGGGGGUGAAUACUGCGUGAGCGAAGUGAUAUCUUUGACAGAAGCACCGCUCAACAUUGAGGGCCUCUGCUCGUCACAGUGCGUGAGAUAUUACAUGGACGCGUUUGUUGGACCCACUGUGGAUGGAAUGUCCACCGCGUUCCUAUGCAUGCAAGACAGUCAUGGUCACUACUGCCUUGCUCGCCUGUUGGACUUUCUCAAUUCCGAAGAUGCGCUAUCAAGUCAAUUUUUGUGUUCUGAAUGUGGAGCCAAGAUCAUUGUCAAGGAUGCAACGUGUUCUUGCGGCCAUGUGCGUGAAAGCCAUUUCUAUCAGGAGAUGAUAGUCAAGACUCUUGCAAGCCUGGUCAGGACCGAAAGGAGCAUGGAGAUCAUGGCUCUCAAGGCUCGAACAAAUGUCGUGCAAGCCCUGCCUGCCUGCAUGUUGCAGGCCAAGAUACAUGCGGCACAAGAUAUCGGAUGCUGCGUCGGGUCGUUGCUGGAAGUCGAUCAACCAACCAGCGCAUGGGUACACGCCAUGGCAAAGUCUUGCUCCUUGACUCUCCCAGCUCCAUGCGGAGGAGGAAAGAAAAUCACCUUCAUGAUCACGAUAGGAAACCUCAAGAUCACUUGGUACAUCGCAGCAGAAAACAGCGUGACAGCAGAUGAAUACCUCAUUGGAGACUUGGGCAACCUCUUCGCGCUCAUGCCUUAUCUGUUGAACAAAACCUUCUCUAAGGGCCUUCCUGGCGGAGGAACUGAGAUUGAGAUCCAGGCAGAUGCCGUGAAUGAGGACGAGGAAAUCCGAUUGCUCGCGUUUCUCAACACCAUUGAAACUCGGAGGAACGGAGGCAUGACACUGACUCAGAUGUCUGCAAACCUCCCCGCAGAUGCCAGAGUGGACGCCAACCAGGACCUGUCCUUCUCCGUGCAAGCUGGUUCCAUCAUUCAGUCGAACCUCUGGUCUUCCGACCCCUCCUCUGCCGCCACGAGCCCUCCCAUGGCGGCCUCGACCUCUCUGCUGCUUGCUGUGAUAUCCAUGUCAGUGUCUGCCAUGGCCCUGAGACUCUAA
Guillardia theta CCMP2712 is the source of this 1605-nucleotide messenger RNA. RefSeq lists its product as hypothetical. The record is from RefSeq and is a predicted model, not a curated record. The transcript has 9 exons. The coding region runs from base 1 to 1605 and encodes 534 amino acids. Lineage: Eukaryota; Cryptophyceae; Pyrenomonadales; Geminigeraceae.